Molecule: messenger RNA, 713 nt
Organism: Diabrotica balteata
Lineage: Eukaryota; Metazoa; Arthropoda; Insecta; Coleoptera; Chrysomelidae
Source: the annotation of a GenBank genome assembly
CAAGAACACAUAUUCAGUGGAAUAUCGAUAACUGGAAAAAUCUUCUUUACACUAAUGACACCAGAAUUCUAUAAUGGAAACCAGAAGGUCAAAACCACGUCUACAGAAGAGUUAGAGAACGAUUUGCCACCUGCAACCUCGCUCAGACCAUUAGUUUUGGAGAAUUCAACUGCAACUAUUGGAACUCUAGCUUUUUUGCAUCGGAAAAGCUAGAUCCACCUUCAAUCGGAUUGGGGCCUUCUUCAAAGAGUCACAACCUCUCUCUUGAUACAAAAGUAAGAAUGCUGCGAUGCUACUUCUUCUCUGUCCUUUUUUAUGGUGUUGAAUCGUGGUCAUUGAACGAAGAUAUGUGCAGAAAACUGGAAGCAUCUGAGAUGUGGCUAUAUCGGAGAAUGCUUAAGAUCCCGUGGACUGACCGAGUCACAAAUGAGGAGGUCCUCAGAAGAAUGAAUAAAAACCGAGAGGUACUGACCACCAUCAAAUCUCGAAAGUUACAGUUCUUCGGACAUAUUAUGCGAAAUGAAUCCAGAUAUGCUCUUCUUCAAUUCAUCCUGCAAGGAAAAAUAUUUGGAAAACGAGUUUCAGGAAGAAGAAGAACAUCUUGGUUAAAGAACCUCAGAGUCUGGUUCAAUACAACAUCUGUGAAGCUUUCCCGCGCUGCUGCAGAUAAGAUAAAGAUUGCCAUGAUGAUCGCCAACAUUCGUAACGGAUAG